This is a messenger RNA of Cladophialophora psammophila CBS 110553, 999 nucleotides long. Its product is annotated as NADPH2:quinone reductase. Bases 1 to 999 code for a protein of 332 amino acids. Gene Ontology annotation, biological process: cellular response to oxidative stress. The record is from RefSeq and is a predicted model, not a curated record. The transcript has 2 exons. NCBI's taxonomy places the organism in Eukaryota, Fungi, Ascomycota, Eurotiomycetes, Chaetothyriales, Herpotrichiellaceae. Gene Ontology annotation, cellular component: cytoplasm. Gene Ontology annotation, molecular function: quinone reductase (NADPH) activity; zinc ion binding.
AUGUCAUCCCUCCCAUCUACAAUGAAGGCGGUCUCUUUCGCCCAAAUCGGCGGGCCUGACGUCCUGCAAUACACCGAAUCCCAACCUCUGCCCAAACUCCAGGACGGCGAAAUCCUGGUGAGAAAUAACUUUGCUGGCGUCAACUACAUCGACACCUACUUCCGCAGUGGCCUGUACCCUGCAUCCUAUCCUCUGAUCCCCGGCCAAGAGGCUGCUGGGACAGUCGCAAAGAUUCAAGGAAACAACCCACUGGGAUUUAAAGAGGGCGAUCGUGUGGUUUGGAUCAAGCAAGGAGGCUAUGCGGAGUACACGGCUGUGCCUGCGGAUCGAGCAAUCAAGAUCCCCCAAGGCGUAUCGGAUGAAGAUGCAGUUGGUGGCUUCCUCAUGGGCAUGACCGCGCUCUCACUUAUCAAAGAGGCGUACCCAGUGAAGAAAGGCGAAACGAUUCUAGUUCACGCCGCCGCAGGAGGGAUGGGAUUACUCCUCUGCCAGCUGCUGAGUGACAUGGGUUGUACCGUGAUCGGCACCGCCGGCGGCCCUGAGAAGUGCGCUCUCGCCAAGGAGAACGGCGCAACGCAUGUAAUUGACUACAAGGCCACCGGCGGGCCGACUUGGGUCGAGCAGGUUUUGAAGUUGACGAACGGGGAGGGUGUGGAUUGCACGUAUGACGGAGUGGGUAAGGAUACUUAUGAAGGCAGCAUGGAAGUCGCAAAGAGAAAGAGCAAAGUCGUGUACUUCGGUAACGCUUCCGGCGCCAUUCCUCCCAUUAAUAUCGCCCGCCUGACGGCAAAGAAUCUCUCCAUCAUGCGCUCCACGCUCAUGGGCUACAUCACCACGCGCCCGGAAUUGGAGUACUACGCAAAUAGCGUGCUGGACCUGAUCAAGGCGGGAAAACUGAAGAUCAAAAUCCACAAGGUGUAUCCGCUCAGCGAGGCAAAGCAGGCACAUAUCGACUUGGAGGGGCGGAAGACCACAGGCAAGCUAUUGUUGAAGUGUUAA